Heterobilharzia americana is the source of this 5358-nucleotide messenger RNA. NCBI's taxonomy places the organism in Eukaryota, Metazoa, Platyhelminthes, Trematoda, Strigeidida, Schistosomatidae. The record is from the annotation of a GenBank genome assembly.
AUGUUUUCAAUUUCAUCUGAAUUACACUUUAACAUGAAAUUACUUUAUACAGAUUGGUUGGUAUACAUUUUAUGCUUCAUUACUUGUACAGCAUCAUUUAAUCCUAUUGUAUUAAGAGAUAAUACACGUGGAGGAGAGAUUGUAUCCAAAGAUUUUCUGUUGAAUCAUAUUCAUUCAGGUUAUAAAUUAUCAUUACAAUUGUCUAAAGCACGUGAAUACUUUAAUUUAAGUGAAAAUUAUCAGUUGAUUACAUCACGUACAAUUGAUCGUGAUAAAUUAUGUUUGGAGUCUAGAUUGUGUUGUCCAUCUGAAGGAUCUGUAACAACAAUAACUACAACUGCUACUACUACUAGUAGUACUAGCAGUAGUAGUAGUACAACUGGUGUCAACUCUAUGGAUUAUUCAUUUAUUCCUCAGUUACAUCCAUCUGGUAAUAGUUUACAUACAUCAUCCUACUCUCCAAAUGUAUGCUCUAUUCAAGCUUUAAACACUCCAAUGUGUACAUUUAACUUAACUAUAUCAAUUAGUACAUCUCCAGCAGAUGUUCCUGAUACACAUCAUAUACCAAUUAUAAUUUGUGAUGAAAAUGAUCAUGUACCACAGUUUAAACCUCCUAAAGAUCAUUUGAAAUUUCCAUCAGGACAAAUUUAUCUUACAGAAUCUCAUAUUGAACAACCGGUUAUUAUUGUAAAAAAUUUAUCAGAAGCUUCUCCAAUUGGAAGUCGGAUAGUUUUACCAUUAGCUGAAGAUUUUGAUUCAUCACCAUUCAAUGUACAACGUUAUGAAUUAGAAUAUUUUAAUCAUUCACUUAUAAAUAAAUAUGAUAUAACAAUUUUUCAAUUGAAUUAUACACAAAAUUAUAUAACUAGUCAUCCAAAUUAUUUAUUUCUACAUUCAAUUGAUCCAUUAUCAUCAUCAUCAACAAUAAAUUCACGUGUAGAAAGUUAUAUUACAAAACUUGAACUAAUUCUAUUGAAACCAUUGAAUCGUGAAGAGAAAGAUGAAUAUAAAUUUAAAAUUUUAGCAAUUGAUGGCGGUCAACCAAAACAAACUGGUUCAAUGUAUUUAAUUAUUCAUGUAUUAGACAUUAAUGAUCAUCCUCCAGUAUUUAAUCAAUCUAUUUAUGAAAUAUACAUUAAUGAAGGAAGUGUAAAUAAAACUAUUUUACAAUUAAAUGCUACAGAUAAUGAUAUAAAUGAAAAUGCUGUUAUAAAUUAUAAAUUUACAAAAGGAUCUGAAUGGAUUACUUCAUCAUCAUCAUCAUCAUUACAUUAUAUGAAUAAAGAAGUGAAAAAUUUUGAUCAUUAUUCACCAGAUUAUUGGUUCCAUUUAAACAGUUCAACUGGACAAUUAACAAUUCAUCGACCAUUGGAUUAUGAAACAAAAUCACAGCAUAUCUUUGAAGUAUUAGCUUAUAAUCCAUUAGUGACAAAUCAUCAUAUUCCAUCAGAAAUAAGUCAUUCAUCAAUGACAGCAACAGCUAAAAUUAUUGUCAAGGUGGUUAAUGAAUACGAUGAGCCUCCAUUCAUUCAAAUUGAUUAUACCAAUGAAAAUAAUGAACAAUUUAAACGUGUUACAGAAAAUUCGAUGGAUUUAUAUUUCAUUGCAUUUAUCAUAGCAACAGAUCCAGAUAAUAAUAAUAAUAAUAAUAAUAAUAAUGAUAAUAGUGAAUAUCCUUCAUCAUCUUUCAUGAAUAAUUUCUUAUCAAGAACUUCAAUUAUUUCAUGUAAAUUAGAGACAUAUAAAGAAUAUUAUAGUUUAAUUGAAUCAGACAAUUAUGAAUCUGUUAGAGUUAAUGAAGUGAGAUAUGCAUUACGAACAGUGAAGUCAUUAGAUCGUGAAUUAGGUGAUGAGAAUAGAAUUAUAAUUACUUGUAUAGAUUCUGAUGUACCACCGAAAACAUCGACUGCUACAGCUAUAGUGAAAAUAUAUGAUGAAAAUGAUUGUAUCCCAGAGAUUCAUGUGUCUACAGUUAAUUUGAAGAGUACUAAUUAUCCAGAUGAAUCUCCGGUUUAUCAGUUAUCACAGUAUACACCAGUACGGCCAUGGUCUAUGAAGAAAUUGAAUCAUUUAAUCGAUACCAGUGAUGAGAAUCAGCAUAGUGUUUAUAAUUCACCAAUAUUUUCAGCCUUUCUAGCUAAUAUUCCUGUAUAUAGCGUAUAUAUAGGUGAAAAUAAACCAUCGAAUACAUUAGUGGCUUAUAUAAAUGCUACAGAUUAUGAUUCUGGUGAAAAUGGUCGUGUCACUUUUGAAAUGCUUCACUCUUAUACAUUUACCAAUAUCUCUUCAAGAUUAAGAUCUUCUACAGAACUACAACAGCUUCUACUCAAGCAUAAUAAUAGUAUUACUAUUUAUAAUAAUGAUUUAAUUGAAUUACAUACUAAACAAGAAGCAUUCAACUUAUUCCAGUUGAAUACAACACAUGGUUAUCUGACAACUCGUCGAUCAAUUGAUCGUGAAGAAGACUAUUCAAUAAUUGAUGAAGUUUUUAUUCUAAUCAAAGCAGUAGAUCAUGGAGAUAUACAUCAAUUAUCAUCAUUUAUUUUACUUCAGAUAAUUAUUAUCGAUGAAAAUGAUAAUCCUCCAAGAAUUAUGAGUACAGGACCGAUAUUUAAUAUUGAAGAGAAUCAACCAGCUGGUACUAAAAUUGGUGAAAUCUAUGUAAUUGAUCCUGAUGUAUAUUCUCUUGGACAACUUGAUGAAUUAUAUCGUUCUGGGAUACUUGAUAAACAAGAUGAUCAUCUUGCUCAAUUUUAUUAUUUAUUAGGAACAAAAUUAUCAGCUAUUCCAAAGUCUUUAAAACAACAACAACAACAACAACAACACAACAAAGGAAUACAUGUUCGUAUUGAUCCAGGGCAUGGAAGAAGAGAUUUACCGUUUAUAUUACAUGAAAAUACUAAUGGACAGUACUUCUUGAAUACAACACGUCCAUUAGAUCGUGAAACAGAAGAAGCCUUUCAAUUCAAUAUUAUUGCUACAGAUAAUGAAUUAGUAAAAAAUAAUUAUUAUCCAAUUGAAAGUAGAAUAGAUCAUCUACAUCGUCAUGGUUAUACAACUUCUUUAUCAGUUACCGUCAAUGUUAUCGAUUUAAAUGAUAAUAAACCAGAGAUAAUAUUUCCUAAUCCAAUCACAUCAAAUUCUACAAUACAUCGUUUAUCAUAUCAUGUAUAUCCUGGUUAUGAAAUAAUUAGUAUUAAUGCAAAUGAUCGUGAUACUGAUCAACUUAAUGGGAAAUAUCAUUUUGAAUUAAUGAAUAAUAAUAAUAAUAAUAAUAAUAUAAUGAAAAGUAAUGAUAUAUUUACAAUUGAUCGAAUUACUGAUGAUUUAGGUGAAUAUCAAAUCGAUGUAAUUGUACGUGAUGAAGGUGAACCAUCAUUAGAAACACAAUUAUCAUUACGUUUAUUAAUUGAUCAUUCUGAUAAUCAAAGAUUAUAUGAUAUGAAAGAUAGAAAUUAUCAAUUAGAUGAAAUUUUAUCUUCUAAUGAAAAACAUAAUCAUAAUAAUGAAGUAUACAUGGAAAGUACUUCUUCAAUAUUAUUCAAAAGUGAACGAUUUAUUGGAUCUAGUUUUAUUCUCUUUAUUAUUAUCAUAUCAACACUAGUGUUUAUUAUGAUUAUAUUAGGUUUAUGCAUUUAUUUACGUCAUACAUAUAAUAUUGUUAAUUUUCUUCAAGAUAUCUAUAAGAAAUAUUUUUGUUGUACUAAUAAAUGUAUUCUGUUAAAACAUCGUAAUCAAUCAAGACUAGACUCAAAUAGUAAUGAGAAACCAUAUUUAAAAAAUUUACUUAAUCCUAUUGUUGAUAUUAAUCAUAAUUAUACAACAUCAACAACAUCAAUAAUGACAACAACAACAACAUCAACAUAUAAACAUACAGAGAAUAUGAAUCAUCUUGAUUAUCGAAUAUCAUCAACAGAUUUAAUAAAAUAUAAUAAAAAUGAUUUAAAGUUAGGCUAUUUAACAUCAUUUCAUCCAAUAUGUUGUAAUAGUGAUUUGAAUGAACAUUAUCCUUGUCAACAAAGUCAACAACAUCAUCUUAUUAUGAAUAGUAAUAAAGAUCAUAACACAUUUAUAGAUUCUCAACUAUCAAAUAUCUUUGUUACUUCCAAUGGUGGUGUUGAUAAUCUACUUCCAUUAUCUCAUUCAAAUUAUGAAUCCGGUCAUUUAAAUCAUUUGCCGCCUAUUCAACACAAUACUACUACUACUACUACUACUAGUAGUAGUAGCAGUACUACUACUACUAAUAAUAAUUGUAGAAAUUGGUCAAGAAAUCCAUUGACUGUGAACAUACCAAAUAAUGUAUUUCAUGAAAAUGAUACUUUGCAUAGUGGAUAUCAUCAAUUUAUGCCAAUUUCUGUUGGUGCAGGAGGCCAUAUUCAAAGUAGGCUAGAUGGAUAUCAAGGCUAUGAACCAGGUAAUGGAAUGUUACAUACCUACAAUGUUGGUGAUCAUAGACCCCAACAACAACAACAACAGCAACUACAGCAACAGGUUGAUCCUUCUAAUGCGAGUAUCAGUUAUUUUAAUGAAUAUAAUGGUGGAGUAUCAGGUGGGCAUUUUAUUCCACGGAAUGUUUGGGAUGCAUCUAAAUUUGGAUUUCGUCCAAUCAAAGAUACAGUCAGCUCCUAUCAGCAGACUAUCUCUAUGAUGGAGAAUAGUACUCCAGAUCGCUAUAUUAAAUCUUCACUUCAAUCAAAUUAUCGAACUAAUAAUUUAAGAGCGAUUUCAGAUUCUGAACAACAACAACAACAAUACAUUAUCGGAGACAAUAAUAAAUGUUGUUAUCCAAGAUAUACACCAAAUUUAAGUGUAUGGAAAUCUGAUCCAUCAUUAAAUCAAAGUAUGCAUGAUUUAAUUGCUAGAAAUUAUAAUAAAGAUGAUUAUGGACAAAUAAUCAUUGAAGGAAUAAAUUACUAUACAAAAAUUGGUUCUACUUUGGAUGAAAUAAAUAUGAUACCAAAAUACAGUACAAAUUUAAAACGUUCCAAGUCAACUAGAUAUACUAUUGAUAAUGAUUUGAGUAGUACAAAAAAUCAACAGAAAAAUCCAAUGCUAAUCUAUUCCACCGUAAUUGAAGAAGCCAAUAACAAUAUUAAUAAAAUAAUUGACAGAAGUCAACCUAGUUGUAAACAACCAUUUCUGACAACAAUUCAUUCAUCUAUAGAUAAUAAAGACAAGAAUGUUAUGACUAACACCAUCAACAGUAAUGAUGAUGAUGAUGAUGAUGAUGAUGAUGAUGAUAAUAAUAAUAAUAAUAAUAAUAAUAAUAAUAAUAAUAAUAAUCGAAAUGUUAAUAAAAAUAAUCCAAUUCAAAAUUAUGCUGUUUCAUUCCCAACUGUACAAGCUAGUUUUGUUUAG